AGGAUCGUUAAUACCAAUGAUAAGGGAUUGAAGGCAGAUGAAGUAUGGAAUAUAAAUCUACAGAAAUCACAGCAGACUAUAACACAAGUUGUAUGUAAACGAGCUAUAGAACAUGUACAUUCCCAGGGUCGUGUAUUAGGUGAUAGAAGUGUGUUGUAUAAAUAUUUAAAUCCUAAUCUAAUGGCUGUUGUAACAGAAGGUGAAGAACCACCAUCACCUGGUACACACAAAGGUCCAUCUAAGUUUUUCAGCAUAUAUUUAGUAGAUGGUGUUACAGGUCAUAUAGUCUUUCAUGUAAAUCAUAAAAGAUGUCACGGACCAAUUAAUACAGUACAUUCCGAGAACUGGGUUGUUUACUCCUACUUCAGUGAAAAGCAUCGUCGACAUGAGAUUGCUGUAUUAGAGAUGUUUGAGGGAAAGGAACAGAGUAAUUCUACUGCCUUCUCCUCCCUCUCCCCUCCACCUCAACCCCUAGUCUUACGUCAGUCUUAUGUCUUCUCGUCACCUUUAUCAGCCAUGGCAACCACUGUUACGGAAAAGGGGCUGACAAAUAAAAAUAUUAUUAUAUCGUUAAAAUUUGGAGGUUUACUGUCAUUACCUAAAGCUUUAUUAGAUCCUAGACGACCUGCCAUGCCAUCACAAGAAAGCAUGGAAGAGGGUGUUAUACCAUAUAUACCAGAAAUACCAAUACAUACUGAAGCUAUAAUAAAUUAUAAUCGUACAUUAAGUCGUGUUGAUGGUAUAUAUACAGGACCUGCUGGUCUAGAAUCUACAUCACUUAUACUUACAUAUGGUUUAGAUAUGUUCUACACCCGAGUUAUGCCAUCUAAAAUGUUCGAUGUUUUAAAAGAAGAUUUUGAUUAUGUUUUAAUUGGUUCCAUUUUAUUUAUUAUGAUUCUUGUAUCAAUAUUAACUCAAAAGUUAGCCGCUAAAAGAGCUCUAUCCAGGGCAUGGAAGUAAAUCUCGUUUAAUAUUAGUGUAGAAUUUUAUCCAAUUUUUCUCCUCGUUUUGUGUAAUGUUUUCUUUGUUUUUUUGUGUGAAUUGAAUUAUGUUUGGUUUUGUAUAAAUGGAUCUAUGUUUUUGUAUUUUUUACUGAAUCAGGUUAUAAAAAUUUGUAUUUGUUUAUAUGUGCAUUUGUAUAAAGACUCCUUUCAAAAAUUAUGUAAAACAAAGGAUUAUACAAAAAGUUGUAUUUAUUGAUAUGCAUAUUUUGUAUAGGGAGGUCUUUCAAUAAUUAUGUAAAACAAGGGAUUAUAUAAAAGGAUAUUGUGUAUGUAUGCAUUUUGUAUAAGGACAUUUUGUAUAUUGUGUAUGUAUGCAAUUUGUAUAAGGACAUUUUAUAUAAGAACAUCUUGUAUAUUGUGUAUGUAUACAUUUUGUUUAAGAACAUCUUGUAUUUGCGUAUGUAUGCAGUCUGUAUAAAGACAUCUUGUAUAUUGUGCAUGUAUGCAUUUUGUAUAAAGACAUCUUGUAUAUAUGCAUUUUGUAUAAGGACAUCUUGUAUAUUUUGUGUGUAUACAUUUUGUAUAAGAACAUCUUGUAUAUGUAUACAUUUUAUAUAAGGACAUCUUGUAUAUUGUGUAUAUAUGCAUUUUAUAUAAGAACAUCUUGUAUAUUGUGCAUGUAUGCAUUUUGUGUAAAGACAUCUCGUAUAUAUGCAUUUUGUAAAAGGACAUCUUGUAUAUUGUGUGUGUAUACAUUUUAUAUGAGGGCAUUUUUUAUGAAUAAUGUAAAACAUAGGAUUAUAUAUUGAGCAUAAUACAUGUUUAUGUAUAUUUAUGAUAAUAAUCAAGGGGUUGUUUCUAGAUCAGUUUAAAGGGGUACUCAAUAGUUAAUACAGAUCAAUUAGGCAUGAAUAUGUGCAACAUCUGAAACAAAUCUUAAUAAUACAUUACAGGUAUUUAUUUGAGAAGGUUUAAGGUUAGGGAUGUUACAUGUAUGAUGUCGCACUCAUGUUACUGUGGUUUCUAAGAAGUUCGAUGCACAGUUGUGAUGAUUGCUUUGCUCUAUGUAGUGAGGUACUGGGAACUUUAUAAAAAACAAACGACCUGGGACUCUGAAUGUGAAAAGUUAUGUCUCUAAAAAAAAAUUUUCUUCUGGUAUCCACAUUAGAUGUAGAUUAUGUACUUUAUAUUUCAUCUGUUUUACAUACAGGUUUGAUUCAGAUGACUUUUUCUUGAUCAUCUCACACUGACUGAUUUGACUAAUAGGCGAAACUGUGGAGAUCUAUUGAUAAGCUGUUUUUUUUAUCAUUAAGACUUUUGAGAUGGUGAGAAACCAUCUUCCAGUUUCACAGAGAUAAUAUUUUUAUUAUUAUUAUUAUUACACUUUACAUAAAUAUGAACAGACAUAUUAGAGCAAGAAAAUAUUACAUUUACAUAAUGAAAAGAGAUAACAAAGAGAAUAUACUUGAUGAAAUAUAUAAAAAAAAAAUUGUUAUUGUCACCCACCUUUGGACAAGAUAACUUUGAUUCUAUCUGAUAGAGAGUAAUGAAACUUAGUGUAUAGUUGAUAAUCAGUUUGAUUGCUCGAUACUUUUGAAAAAAAAAUAAAUGUGCGAUUAAUUAAUAUGUGUCAUCGAUUUAUUUUGGGAUUUCGGCGGGGGACAUCAGCCUCACUGUUGGCUUGUUAUAGAUUAAAUUACAUGUAACUAAAAAUUAAAAGAGCUCUGGAUAAGAUAGAUUUUUAUUUCUGACAAAUGGGUUCAGAUGGGAUAUUUAUGUGGACAGGUUCUGCUAACUAUAUUUAAGAAGAACUUUAAAUUUGUGUAACAUUUUGCAAAGACAAUGUUGCUUUAAUUGCAAAUUUUACUGUUAAAUGUUCAUGUGUUGAAUCCAAGGAGCAAAUGUUGAUUGUUUAUCAAAAUAUUGUUGGUGUAAUAUAUUAUUUUGUUGUUUAAAAUAUAAUUAAAUUAUCAAUUGUAAACACAAUCAAAUAUUCCAUACACUUUUCAUACUACUAAAUAAAACCAUUUAACACUUA
Messenger RNA from Patella vulgata (common limpet), 2982 nucleotides. Its product is annotated as ER membrane protein complex subunit 1. The annotation marks the transcript as partial. The transcript is spliced from 8 exons. Gene Ontology annotation, biological process: protein folding in endoplasmic reticulum. NCBI's taxonomy places the organism in Eukaryota, Metazoa, Mollusca, Gastropoda, Patellidae. The record is from RefSeq and is a predicted model, not a curated record. Gene Ontology annotation, cellular component: EMC complex.